This is a messenger RNA of Vidua chalybeata, 1326 nucleotides long. Its product is annotated as D(1) dopamine receptor-like. Gene Ontology annotation, molecular function: G protein-coupled receptor activity. NCBI's taxonomy places the organism in Eukaryota, Metazoa, Chordata, Aves, Passeriformes, Viduidae. The transcript has a single exon. Gene Ontology annotation, biological process: adenylate cyclase-activating adrenergic receptor signaling pathway. The record is from RefSeq and is a predicted model, not a curated record. Bases 1 to 1326 code for a protein of 441 amino acids. Gene Ontology annotation, cellular component: membrane.
AUGGAUGGGUUUUACCCCUCGGCAGGAGGAGCUGGGCAGGACGUGCUCAGUGCCAGCAGCUGGGCAGGACAAAGCCACUCGCCGCUGUCCCUGCGGGUGGUGACAGCCGCCUGCCUGUCCCUCCUCAUCCUCUCCACGCUGCUGGGGAACGCCCUGGUGUGCGUGGCCGUGCUCAGGUUCCCACACCUGCGUUCCAAGGUCACCAAUCUCUUCGUGGUCUCCUUGGCCGUGUCCGACCUGCUGGUGGCCGUCCUGGUGAUGCCCUGGAGAGCUGCCAGCGACCUGCUGGGCUUCUGGCCCUUCGGGGCUUUCUGUGACCUCUGGGUGGCUUUUGACAUCAUGUGCUGCACGGCCUCCAUCCUCCACCUGUGCCUCAUCAGCGUCGAGCGCUACUGGGCCAUCGCCAGCCCCUUCCGCUACCAGAGGAGGGUGACACAGCGCCUGGCCUUCCUCACCAUCGGCGUGGCUUGGCUGCUGUCCCUCCUCAUCUCCUUCAUCCCCGUGCAGCUGCAGUGGCACAAGGAGCGGGAGCUGCCCGGCCGAGAGCAGCUGGGGUUUAACGGCUCUGCGGAGGAGGGGAGCUGUGAUUCCAGCCUCAGCAGGCCCUACGCCAUCUCCUCGUCCCUCAUCAGCUUCUACAUCCCCGUUGCCAUCAUGCUGGGCACCUACGGCCGCCUCUUCCGCGUCGCCCGGCGCCAGCUCCGCGGGAUCUCCUCCCUGGAGAGACCGGCGGGGCACGCCCGGAGCUGCCCGGGCAGCAGCGACUGCCCUCGGGAAACCUCCCUGAAAAACUCCCUCAAGAAGGAGACCAAGGUGCUCCAGACGCUCUCCAUCAUCAUGGGCGUCUUCGUGUGCUGCUGGCUGCCCUUCUUCGUGCUCAACUGCCUGGUGCCCUUCUGUGACCCUGAGCGGGGCGACCCGGGAGCGCUGCCGUGCGUCAGCGGGGCCGUGCUCAGCACCUUCACCUGGCUGGGCUGGGCCAACUCCGCCCUCAACCCCAUCAUCUACGCCUUCAACGCCGAAUUCCGCCGGGCUUUCUCCUCCCUGCUGGGCUGGGGCUGCCUCUGCCGCGGCAGCGCCGUGGAGACGGUGACCUUCAGCAACGAGCUGGUGUCUUUCCACCCCGACACCACCGACCACAGGGCUCUGCAGACCCCCAGCCCCCCCCAGCUGCUGCCCCACGCUGUGCCGCAGGUGGAAAACCCCGAGGUGGCCUUGGGGAAGGUUUCUCCGGGCUCCUCCCCGCCUCAGGACCCCCUUCCUGAGUGUGGAACCCCCGUCCGGCUGGGGAGGAUUCCCCCCCUCGCCAGCAGCGCCUUCCAUUGA